CCCCCCCAAGCCCCCUUCACUCCCCAUCUGCACACACAGAGAGGAGGAGAAGGUGAGGACUGGGAGACGGGGUGGUAGGGAGAGGAGGUCAGCCGUGAACUUGAGCUGGCUCGGUUGGGUAUUAGCGCCACCCGAGCUUGCAGCCUGUGUGAGUGUGAGGGGGAGACCGAGAGCAAGGGAGGGAGAGAGAGGCAGGCUGCGAGAGGAGAGAGGAGAGGGGGAGCAAGCGCUCCGCCAGCAUGAGGACGGGCUUCUCUUUUCUGUGCUCAGUUAAUCUGGCUGUCAGUUGGUGUUAACGCUGCCGUUGAAGUGCUCCGAUUCCAAGGGAAACAGACAAACCUCCCAGAAGGAAAGAAGGAAGCAGCAAGGAAGGCAGGAACUGCAGGAGGAAAAGAACAGGCAGAACAGAGAGGAAUCAAGGGAAGGGGGGGAAAUACCAAAUCUAUGACUGGACCUGGGCUUCUUUUUCGCCAAUGCAAAAAGGAAUAUGCAGCACAUUUUUGCCUUCUUCUGCACCGGUUUCCUAGGCGCGGUAGUAGGUGCCAAUUUCCCCAACAAUAUCCAGAUCGGGGGAUUAUUUCCAAACCAGCAGUCACAGGAACAUGCUGCUUUUAGAUUUGCUUUGUCACAACUCACAGAGCCCCCAAAGCUGCUCCCCCAGAUUGAUAUUGUGAACAUCAGCGACAGCUUUGAGAUGACCUAUAGAUAUUGACUAUGGAUCACCUGUCCUAGGCUGAUAAGGCUGGACUCCAGGAGGGUUAAGACCUGCCCUGUGUGUCGUUGCUUUGGGAGUGAGGGUGAAGGGGCAGCAGCUACAAAAAACGCCUGCU
This is a messenger RNA of Leptonychotes weddellii (Weddell seal), 830 nucleotides long. The record is from RefSeq and is a predicted model, not a curated record. NCBI's taxonomy places the organism in Eukaryota, Metazoa, Chordata, Mammalia, Carnivora, Phocidae.